Molecule: messenger RNA, 2333 nt
Organism: Cotesia glomerata
Lineage: Eukaryota; Metazoa; Arthropoda; Insecta; Hymenoptera; Braconidae
Gene: Eb1
Product: microtubule-associated protein RP/EB family member 1
Exons: 8
Coding region: 334-1176 (280 amino acids)
Biological process (GO): spindle assembly; protein localization to microtubule plus-end; regulation of microtubule polymerization or depolymerization
Cellular component (GO): microtubule organizing center; cytoplasmic microtubule; spindle midzone
Molecular function (GO): microtubule plus-end binding
Source: RefSeq, a predicted model, not a curated record
UGGGAGUUAUCACGUUGAGUAUUUGAGAGUCGGUUGUUAAGGGGCAAUUGGCCAAUCCGUAAAAACCGUUAACGUUAGAAAACUUUUUUUCUCGUCUUACAUACUCCAGUCUCCAAUAUUGCAUACAUAUACCUAAACUCCUAUAUAUACGUAUAUAAGUCAACUUAACUAGGUACACUUAGUGUCUGUGACUCUACGGAUUACAAACCAAGCGAUUCUGUUCCGUACCGGGUACAUUUGUCAUUUACGUGCGCGGUGAACCACUCCCGAUAUAAAUAAUUUUUUUCUUUGUGGCAUUGAUAAUAUAAAAGUUGAAGAACAAAAACAUUAACGAUGGCGGUAAAUGUCUAUGCGACUAAUGUGACAACAGACAACCUCAGUAGACAUGAUAUGCUUGCAUGGGUUAACGAUUGUCUGCAAUCAUCUUUCACGAAAAUUGAAGAAUUAUGUACGGGUGCUGUUUAUUGCCAGUUCAUGGACAUGCUCUUCCCUGGUUGUGUACCUUUAAAGAGAGUCAAAUUCCGUACUAACUUGGAGCAUGAGUACAUACAGAAUUUCAAAAUUCUACAGGGAGCAUUUAAAAAAAUGAACGUCGAUAAGAUUGUACCUAUCGAUAGGCUGAUCAAAGGUCGUUUCCAAGACAACUUUGAGUUCUUGCAGUGGUUCAAGAAAUUCUUUGACGCAAACUACUCCGGAAACGAAGCUUACGAUGCACUCGCAAUGCGGGGUGGUGAACCCAUGGGUAGUGGCGGAAGUAACGUACCACGCGGUUCAGGCAUGAUCAAACGGCCCUCACCACGCGAUCCACCUGCUUCUAAACCCAUUGCGCGUACCGGUGAUAUUCCUGUAUCAACAAUUUCUUCAGCUGCAGUGAAGAACGCAACAAAGCCUAUAAAUAAAAUUCAACCCACCCGUCAACCAAUAAAACAAACCAUCGGCAGUCGUGGAGAUAAUGGUAAAGUGGAUGAGCUCACUUCGCAGGUUUCUGAACUCAAAGUAACAAUUGAUGGGUUGGAGAAGGAACGAGAUUUUUACUUUGGUAAAUUGCGAGAUAUUGAAUUGAUGUGUCAAGAGACUGAGGAAGACCAACCACCAAUCGUACAAAAAAUAUUGGAUGUUCUUUAUGCUACCGAGGAGAAUGGAAAUAGUCACGAUGACAUCGCAGAAAAUUAUUAAUCAUCCUUGUCGGUUAUCUUUCAUUUCGCAAAUUAAAGGAUGGUUUUGCACCACCAGAAGAAUUGGAAGGUGAUGGUCUUGCUCCAGAUGACGAAGAAUAUUAACCAAACUUAGAUAAUCAUCACCACCAUCAUCAAUUUACUCAAUCAUCAAAACAGCAGUGAAUUUUAAUAGCGUUACUGUACGCUAUCAUUCGUGAGCCAGUAAAAAAAAUCUACCACCUUUCGCGCAUUAUUAAUAAUAUCUAUUAAUUUAUCAUUUAGCUGUUUAGCAUUAUCCAGACAUUCUUUUCAUACUCACAAUAUUUGAGUUAAAACUAAAUUGCAUUUUGUAUAAUUAUCCGAACUAUUUAGAAAAUGAAUUUAAAAAAAAUAAUAAAUACACCAAUAAUAGAUUACAAUUGUAUCAAAACCAAAUUAUGUGUUAGAGAGUCAACAGACUUAAUUAGUAUGUGAGACGUGAUAGUGUAACUUUUUUUUUUUUUUUUUUUUAAGCAUUUACUUUUACGUGUGAUCCUGCGUUCUAUGAUCUUUGUAAAAAAAAGAUGAUGGGGUUCACAAAUAUUAGAGUCGGAACAAAUUAAAUAUAAUGUUAAUGCUGCUGAACAAACCUUGUUCUUCGUGCCUAAGAUUUAUAAUAUUCUUUGGUAAUUUAUGUUAAUUUUAUUAUUCAAUUUCUGUGUUUUUUUUUUAUUUUAAUCAUUAAUUACAUUGUAAAGUUUUCACAAAAAUAGAUUGGUUUCAAUUUCUUUUGUAAAUUGUUUCUUUCCGUUACAUUUUGUUCGACUAUCACUCAUAAGUAAUUGUUAAUUUUUUAUAUCAACAAUAAUAACUAUAAGAGCACGCUACGCCACACGAAAUAACUUCGUAUAAAUGUGACGAGUGAUUGUGAUUCAUUUGCAUUUUUUAAAAAUUAUUUACAUAUAUUAUAAGUACUUUCACUGUUUUCAAUUGUCUAAAUUAAUGGUAGCUUGUACAGAAAAUUUAGAUAACUUAGAUCUGAAAAUAUUCAAAUAUACAUAUAGUACUCAGUCAUUUUAAAAACUAUAUGGCUCUUCUAUAAAAGUAUCGAUAAAAUAAUUAUUAAAUGUAAAAUUGAAUUAUGAAUUUAAUGUCGAUGGAAUCACCGUCGAAUAGAAAGCAAUUCAUUUUUGGUUU